This is a messenger RNA of Bactrocera dorsalis (oriental fruit fly), 2462 nucleotides long. RefSeq names its product calcitonin gene-related peptide type 1 receptor (gene hec). Gene Ontology annotation, biological process: adenylate cyclase-modulating G protein-coupled receptor signaling pathway; cell surface receptor signaling pathway. The transcript is spliced from 11 exons. Gene Ontology annotation, molecular function: calcitonin receptor activity. Lineage: Eukaryota; Metazoa; Arthropoda; Insecta; Diptera; Tephritidae. Bases 472 to 2085 code for a protein of 537 amino acids. Gene Ontology annotation, cellular component: plasma membrane. The record is from RefSeq and is a predicted model, not a curated record.
AAUACAAAACACAUGCCGUAAAAGAGUGACGCAAUCUUGAAUUAAAAUUUCCAUAGAAAUCACAUACACUUAAUAACAAAGAAACAAAGAAACCAAACCAAAAUGUUUUGUUAUGUAGCGCACCAAGCGUCGUCUAUUUAAAAAUCUCUUAUCGAAUUAUGAUUAAAGGACACAUCAAAAACACACAGCAACAUAUGCCGACCCCGGUCCAUUCAUAGACAUACAGCACAGUGAAUGAAAUCAGCGCGUACGCCGCUCUGCAUUAAACAGCUGACGUCCGCACACUCCACUGGACACAUAUCACCGCUUCAGCCGCGGGAAUUUGCUUUUAUCGCACACUUUGCCGCAAAGUGAAUGUAAAUAAAGACGUUGCAAGCAUAAAUUCAAGAGCAGUAAAGCGGUCUCUCGGCUCUUGUGAGUUUGUGUGGCCCAACAUCAAUUGCCUGUUGUCAGGGCGUCUACGUCCACACAAUGGCCUUUCUCUUCGAACCAUUUCAGGCCGAUGACCAAUAUUUGCGCGAAUUCCUUUCACAUCUCUAUCUCAAUUGUAUAAUACGCUAUCAGAAUGAGACCGGCUCGGCGGUCAAUGAUACGGACGAUGACGCAAACUACAUUGGCGUGCCACGUUACCUCGAAGAGGCCGUGCUCAACGAAGGCAGCAUAGACUUGUCGAAUGUGGACGAAGCGCAGGCGGAACAAAAUGAACUCUUCGCCUACAUCUCCAAGCAUAGCUUGAAGCCACCGCCAACAACAACAACAACAGUAGCGUCACUCACUACCAGAAAUAACAGUACAUUUCAGAGCAACUACAAUGCGAGCAACAUAAAUACGACAUACCCAUAUAUCAGCAACAUUAGUGUCACUUCAACGCCUGCAACAAAUGCCAACGCUUCUGCAAAUGGCACUUCUUCGUCGGUUUCUUCAGCAACUUCUACGCCGGCCACAUCACCCACGGCUGCUGGCUCGCCGCCGCUGCGCUUUUGCCCUUUGCGCUUCGAUGGCUACCUCUGCUGGCCGCGCACGCCCGCCGGCACUGUGCUCAGUCAAUAUUGUCCGGAUUUUGUGGAGGGCUUCAAUCGCAAAUUUCUGGCGCAUAAAACUUGUCUGGAGAACGGCACCUGGUAUCAUCAUCCUGUGAGCGGUCGUGAAUGGUCCAACUACACCAAUUGCAUUGAUUACGAUGACUUGCAGUUCCGCAGUUUCGUCAAUGAGCUCUACGUGAAAGGCUACAUCGUUUCCUUAAUCGCAUUACUGCUCUCACUUGUCAUAUUCCUAGGCUUUAAAUCCUUGCGCUGCACACGCAUACGCAUACACGUGCACUUGUUCGCCUCGCUGGCAUUCACUUGCAUCGCCUGGAUACUCUGGUACAAAUUUGUGGUCGAACAACCGGAUCUAAUAGGCAAUAAUCCGCCCUGGUGCAUAAUUCUACACCUGGUCGUGCACUAUUUUAUGCUGGUCAAUUACUUUUGGAUGUUUUGUGAAGGGUUGCAUUUGCAUUUGGUGUUAGUGGUGGUCUUUGUUAAAGACACCAUUGUGAUGCGUUGGUUCAAGCUCUUCGCCUGGAUGUCACCCAUACUUGUGUUGUUGGCUUAUGGAGCGGCCAGAUUUUUACACACCGACGAUAAUACACACUGCUGGAUGGACGACAGUCUGCUGCUUUGGAUCCUGUCUGUGCCCAUCUGUGCAUCGCUCUUGGCUAGUUUCGUUUUUCUCAUCAAUGUUUUGCGCGUCAUUGUGCGCAAGUUGCAUCCGCAGUCGGCGCAGCCGGCACCGCUGGCCAUAAGGAAAGCAGUGCGCGCUACAAUAAUAUUGAUACCGCUGUUUGGCUUGCAACACUCGUUGCUCCCUUACCGCCCCGACACUGGCACACCACUGGAACGCUUCUACCAAAUACUCUCGGUGAUAUUGGUAAGCCUGCAGGGCUUUGUCGUCUCCUUUCUCUUUUGCUUUGCCAAUCACGAUGUCACGUUCGCCAUACGCACGCUCUUGAAUCGGCUCAUGCCCGGUUUGGUCUCACCACCGCCACCAGGCACACAUACCGGACAAAUGGCAACAACAACACCAAGUCGCGAGCUGGGCGUGUAAGCACAGGGAGCUGCGCGUAGAGAACUCGGAGAAACGAGCAGCGGACCAAUAGCGUAGAAGCUUAGCUUUAGCUAAUGGAGGUGCAUCAGGGCGCAGCCACAAAGGGGUUAGGACCACUAAACUAUUGAUUUUUCAAUUUUAAUAUUGUUUUCUUCAAAUUUAUAAAAUUUAAACUCCAAGAGUACCAAAUUGUGCAGGAAAAAGUCAUAUUCAAACCACAACAACAAAAGUAGACACUAGAAACAUACAAAAACUGAAAAUUAAUACUAAAGUGAACGCAAAGAAGUAUUUAGAGGCCAAUGUAACCGAAGAAAUGUAUUAUUACAAAAUAUCAAAUGAGAUUGUGUAUGUACUAUACAUAUAUAUAAUAUAUUUAC